AUGUAUUGGAUUGUAAGAUUUCUCCGAAUACUCCGCAAAAGGCGCGGUUCACAGGUUCGUCGAUAUGGUGAUCUAGAAAACAGAGCACCUGACAAUGAUACUAGCGAAGAAGUACUCUAUGAUACAGCAGAUUCCGUCAAUGGAAUUUCAAGAGAGCCUUCAAACUCGGCUUUUGUCCCGAUUGGCCAUAUCUCACUGGAUUCCAAAAACAAGGACGCCGAGAGGAUUGGUCUCGAGCUACCACCAAGAGUCUUCUGGAUCAAAAGCUUUUUUAUCCUACAAAACAUACAAGGCCAAGGAAUUGGUCGAGCAGCCAUGGAUGCGAUCGAAGAUAUGGCGACUAGGGAACCAUUUUGGGCGCAAACCCUCAUGUUGGAUACUGUCACGAGCGCCCACCAAAUGAGAGAGGACUUUGCAAUAUCUACGUACGGCGCGAUCCCCAAGAUUACAAAUGAGGCCUGGUAUGGCCGCCGUGGAUAUAAGCCGCUGAAAGUUGUGCCGAAUUACUAUGAUGUUUGGGAUGGAGAUGGAAACAGGUGGGAUAUAGAGAUUGUUUUUAUGAGAAAAGACAUUUAG
Penicillium macrosclerotiorum is the source of this 576-nucleotide messenger RNA. RefSeq lists its product as uncharacterized. The record is from RefSeq and is a predicted model, not a curated record. The transcript is spliced from 3 exons. NCBI's taxonomy places the organism in Eukaryota, Fungi, Ascomycota, Eurotiomycetes, Eurotiales, Aspergillaceae. The coding region runs from base 1 to 576 and encodes 191 amino acids. Gene Ontology annotation, molecular function: acyltransferase activity, transferring groups other than amino-acyl groups.